This is a messenger RNA of Fulvia fulva, 246 nucleotides long. RefSeq lists its product as uncharacterized. The record is from RefSeq and is a predicted model, not a curated record. The transcript is spliced from 2 exons. The coding region runs from base 1 to 246 and encodes 81 amino acids. NCBI's taxonomy places the organism in Eukaryota, Fungi, Ascomycota, Dothideomycetes, Mycosphaerellales, Mycosphaerellaceae.
AUGGAAAACCCGACCUUCAUGGAGCGCCUCUUGCAGGUGACGACUCUCAUCGUGCUACUUUGGUUCGCCAUGCUAAUGCUCGACCAACGCUUCCUCGGUGGUCACGUUCACCGAGCGUGGAAUGGCGUACAGUGGCGUCUCAACAUCAACGGCCUGGAAGUCCUCGACAACGAGACCACAUUGGAACUCGUGGAAGAUCUUGAUGGCUUCGGUGGGCUUGCACUUAUGGGUGGUAUGCUAGGCUAA